ACGGCACGGCACGGCACGGCACGGCACGGCACGGCACCCCCGGGCCCCGGCGUGGGGCUGCUGUGCCGCGGGACACCCCCAGCCGCGGGAUUGGGAGGCAUGGCUGCUAAGAAACUAAGAAGGGCACAGUUGUCUCAGGAAAUGUGUGAAAGGCUGAGUCGCUAUCAGAUCACUACCUGCCAGGACUUCUUAUGUCUUUCCUUCUUGGAGCUAAUGAAAGUGACGGGACAGAGCUACUACGAGGUGCAGAAGCUUCUUUGUAAAGUCAGCCGAGCUUGUGCUCCCAAAAUGCAGACGGCUUAUGAAUUGAAACUAAGGAAGUCUGUCAAUCCUUCUUCAGCCUUCUUAUCCACCACGCUUCACAGUUUGGAUAGAGUCCUGCAUGGUGGAGUACCUUGUGGAUCCCUCACAGAGAUAACUAGCCCACCAGGUUGUGGCAAAACUCAAUUUUGUAUUAUGUUGAGCAUUCUGGCUACGCUGCCUGUAAGCAUGGGAGGACUAGAUGGGGCUGUUAUAUACAUCGACACGGAGUCUGCAUUCAGUGCUGAAAGGCUGAUUGAGAUGGCAGCCAACAGAUUCCCUGCUUAUUUUGACUCAGAUGAAAAGCUGCUCUGCAUGACCCGUAGCAUCCACCUGUACCGAGAGCUGACCUGUUCCUGUGUACUGAAGAGGAUUAUGUCUUUGGAAGAAGAAAUUAUUUCGAAGAAAGUUAAACUUAUAAUAAUUGACUCUGUUGCUUCAGUUGUCAGAAAGGAGUUUGAUACAAAACUCCAGGGCAAUCUGGCAGAGAGAAGCAACUUUUUGACUAGAGGAGCAUCAGUUUUGAAGUAUUUGGCAGAGGAGUUCUCAAUACCAGUUAUCUUGACGAAUCAGAUUACCACAUCGCUGAGCUGUGGCCCUGCGAUCAGGGCAGACCUGGUGUCUCCAGCUGAUGAUUUGUCCCUGUCUGAAGUUCUGGUGCCAAAUGGAGUGAAAACACUGAAGGAAUUAUCAGGAUCUUCUGUGAGUGGGAAGAGGGAUUCUGGUUGUGUGACAGCAGCCCUGGGCAACACGUGGAGUCACAGCGUCAACACCAGGCUCAUACUACAAUACCAUGACUUGCCAACAAGACAGGCUGCACAAGUCCAGCUCCCUCAGACAUUCCUCAUCAGACCUGUGCUCCACACCCUUCACCAUCCUUGUUGCCCUACUCUGGACAUGCUCCAGCACCUCAGUGACCUUCUUGUAUGGAGGAGUCCAGAACAGAACACAGGAUUUGCGGUGUGGCCUCACCAGUGCCGAGUACCGGGGGACAAUCACUGCCCUGUCCUGCUGGCCAUGCUCUUGCUGAUCCAGGCCAGGAUGCCAUUGGCCUUCUUGGCCACCUGGACUGCUGGAUCAUGUUCAGCUAGUAGUCAACCAGCAUCCCCAGCCACUCUUCCCCAGCCUGUAGCGUUACCUGGGGUUGUUGUGAUGCAAGUGCAGAACUCAGCACUUCACGUUACUGAAUGCCCUAUAACUGGCUCAUUGAUCCAGCCUGUCCAGGUUCCUCUGCAAAGCAUUCCUACCCUCCCGGAGAUCAACACUCCUGCCCAACCUGCUGUUGCCUGCAAAUGCCUGGUGGUGCACUUGAUACUCUUGUCCAGACAAUCGAUGAAGACAUGAAAUAAGUCUGGCCCUAAUACUGAACCCUGGGGAGCACCGCUGGUGGCUGGUCACCGACUGGACACAUAGCACCAUGCACCACCACUCUCUGGGCCCGGCCACCCAAGAGAGUGUUUCACCGAGCAACCAGUAUACCCAUCUGCACCAUGAGAAGCCAAUUUCUCCAUGAGAAUGCUGUGGGAAACAGUGUCAAAACCUCUCCUAAAGUCUAGAAAGGUGACAUCCACAGACUUUCCUUCAUCUACUGAGCAGGUCACUCGUCACAGAAAGAGAUCAGUUGGUCAAGCAGGGCCUGCCUUUCACAAACCCACGCUGUGUGGGCCUGGUCCCCUGCUUGUCCUGUGCGUGUCCUGUGAUGGCACUCAGGAUGGUCUGCUCCAUGAGCUUCCCCAGCACCAGGGUCAGGAUGACAGGCCUGUAGCUCCCCAGAUGCUCCUCUGGCCCUUGUAGGUGGUGCCACAUUGGCCAGGUUCCCGUCACCUGGGACCUCCCCGGUGACCAGGGCUGCAGGUGACUGAUGGGCAGCGGCUCAGUGAGCUCUUCUGACAGCUGCCUCAGUGCCCUCGGGCAGAUCCCACCUGGCCCUGCAGACCUGUGUGUGUGUAGGGGGCAAAGCAGGUCCCUGGGUAUUUCCCCUUGGGUUAUGGGGGCUUCAUUCUGCUCACCCAUCCAUGUCUUCCAGAUCAGCGGUCUGAGUAUCUGGGGAACAAUGGGCUUUAGGACUGAGAUAUGGGCUGAAGCUUUCAAGCUGUGCUAAGUGAGUUGUUGGGCAGGGAUUUUCCUGGUAAAAUGGUAAAGUGUGCAGGUAAAGUGUUUCAAAUGAUAAGUAUAUGGUGACUCAUUCUCAGUUAAACAAAACAGAACAAAACCCCCUUAUCUCAUCCAGACUAAUGCCAGACAUAACUUUUAUUGUGUCCUUGGUUACAGACCAACUGUUUCAUCUUGCUCUGCUUACUAUCAUAUGAAUAAGCCUUGAAUAAGCAUUCCAAAAUUACAGUGGUGAAGUAACCCUGGUACUUGCUGGGGGAAGUGCUGGAAGAGAGCCAAGGGGAGUGAGGAUGAUGUUUUACAUUUAUGAGAUUUGCAAUUAUUUACCUUGCAUUUUUUAUCGUAUUAGAAAAACAGUUAUUUUGAAAUGUGCAGAUACUUGGCUGUAACUUCACCAGGGGAUGCCUAUUGGGAGUGUUGUAAAGUGUAUACCUGUUCUGAGCCAUCUUCUUAUAUAAUAUGCUUAUCAUAUGGAAAGGCAAUUCUGUAAAAAUGCUAAGAGGUAUUUUUAUAAUCUUUUUAGAAUAAAGUGAUGGUGUGGAAUCAUGCAAAGAAAAAAUAAUA
This is a messenger RNA of Hirundo rustica (Barn swallow), 2976 nucleotides long. It is a transcript of the gene RAD51B, whose product is annotated as RAD51 paralog B. Gene Ontology annotation, biological process: double-strand break repair via homologous recombination. Lineage: Eukaryota; Metazoa; Chordata; Aves; Passeriformes; Hirundinidae. Gene Ontology annotation, molecular function: ATP-dependent DNA damage sensor activity; DNA binding; ATP hydrolysis activity. The coding region runs from base 100 to 1644 and encodes 514 amino acids. Gene Ontology annotation, cellular component: Rad51B-Rad51C-Rad51D-XRCC2 complex. The transcript is spliced from 11 exons. The record is from RefSeq and is a predicted model, not a curated record.